Nelumbo nucifera (sacred lotus) is the source of this 1683-nucleotide messenger RNA. RefSeq names its product hydrolase family protein / HAD-superfamily protein. Gene Ontology annotation, cellular component: mitochondrion. The record is from RefSeq and is a predicted model, not a curated record. Gene Ontology annotation, biological process: glycerophospholipid biosynthetic process. NCBI's taxonomy places the organism in Eukaryota, Viridiplantae, Streptophyta, Magnoliopsida, Proteales, Nelumbonaceae.
UUCAAUCUGAUCUGGUCGGAAUCGUGAGCCCAAGCAUUACUGUUGAAGAGAACAUUUGUUCAGCUUAACAGCGCUGAUGGCAAUCCUUUAAGCAUCGAGAAGGGGAAGAAAAUGAGAAUUGCUACCUUAUUUAGGGUUUUGCGGAGUAGAAGCAGAGCGCCAUUAUCACUGCUUCACACUGUUGCUUCACGCUCGUUCUGUCAACUGCUAUAUCGGCCCGAAAGACCUUCUUUUGGGAUCGCUUUUGAUAUCGAUGGAGUUAUAAUUCGAGGCCACACUCCUAUCGGAGGCUCUCAGCAGGCACUAAGAAGAUUAUACGGUGAUUGUGGCAUGUUGAAGAUUCCAUUUGUAUUCUUGACAAAUGGAGGUGGUGUACCAGAAUCUAAACGAGCCUCUGAGUUAAGUGAACUUUUGGGAGUAAACAUUCUACCUUUACAGGUUGUACAGGGCCAUUCACCUUUCAAAAACCUAGCAAAGAGCAGAUAUGAGAAUCAACUCGUUGUUGCUGUUGGAAAAGGGGAACCUGCUACAGUGAUGUUUGAAUAUGGUUUUAAAAAUGUACUUUCAAUAGAUGAGUACUCUUCCUACUUUGAUGGCAUUGAUCCCCUUUCUCAGUUUAAAAACUGGGAAAUUAAUGGGGAAAUUAAAAAGAGGAGCACCUCCAAGGAGAUCACUGCAAGACACAAUAUUUUCUCUGAAAGAGUUAAAGCAGUUUUUAUUGUUAGUGAUUCUGUUGACUGGAGCAGGGACAUCCAGGUUCUCUGUGACAUUCUAAGAACUGGGGGUCUUCCUGGGCGGGAGAAUGGGCAGCAACCACGACUGUAUUUUGCAAAUGAUGAUCUUGAGUAUCAGGGUGCAUUUCCUUCUGAACGUCUUGGCAUGGGUGCUUUCAGAAUUGCACUAGAGAGCAUAUUUAACAGAAUUCACCCUCAUGCUUUGGAGUAUACAUGUUUUGGAAAACCAAAUCCUUUUGUAUUCAAGAACGCAGAAGCUGUAUUGAGACAAGUUCAGCUAUCCUCUCAUCAUGACCAUCAGGCUGUGAAUAAUGGCCUUGCUGGAGGUCAUCCUUUCAGAACCCUAUAUAUGAUAGGAGAUAAUCCUUUAGUUGAUAUAAAAGGUGCAAGACAGGCAGGACACCCAUGGUUUUCUAUUUUGACAAGGACAGGUGUUUUCAGGGGAAAAGAAAAUCAUGCAGAAUUUCCAGCAGAUCUGGUUGUUGACACUGUUGAAGAAGCAAUGGACUAUAUUUUGAGAAAAGAGUUCUCAUGAAGCCUUUGUGUUUUCAUGUUUCCAUUCAUUACUUUCCUUUCCAGGUCUUUAUUUUUCUUAUCCUUUUUUCCUUCGCAAUUUUAAAAUGUGUGCAACUCGUUUGAAAAGUGGAAGAUCUGGGAAGAACUUGAGUCAUAGAGCAUUUGAUAUGCACAAGUAUGGCUAGGUGUACAAGUCAAGCGCCUGAACCUGAUCUGAAGAUUUUCCUCUGCAUUGGUCCUGAGCCCUUGGCUCGGGCCCUAGCAAAUGUUUAAACCCGAGCCUGCCCAAAUUGGACCACUAAGCAUGGGUUUUUAGCUAUUUGUUAGGUGUGCAAGUAGGUAUUGAACCUUGAUGGACCUCCUUUAGUCCUGUAACUCGGAGUUAUUUUUGUGAACCAAGUUGAAUAAAUUAGUACUUUUCUUUUCCUUUGAA